Messenger RNA from Hydractinia symbiolongicarpus, 1418 nucleotides. RefSeq names its product zinc metalloproteinase nas-1-like. Lineage: Eukaryota; Metazoa; Cnidaria; Hydrozoa; Anthoathecata; Hydractiniidae. Gene Ontology annotation, molecular function: zinc ion binding; metalloendopeptidase activity. The record is from RefSeq and is a predicted model, not a curated record. Gene Ontology annotation, biological process: proteolysis. Bases 108 to 1298 code for a protein of 396 amino acids. The transcript has 7 exons.
UUUAUGAUUUUUUUCUAAAUUUAGUGUUUGUAUACAGAACGAAAAAUAAAACAGAAGAAAAAUAACCAAAGUGUAAAUCAAGUUCAAUAUGAUAAAAAACUGAUUUCAUGAAGAUGGAGUUUUUCUUUGUGUAUUUCAUUUUUCAAACAUAUUGUUUAAACACAGCUGACGCUGCUCCUAUUAAAUCAGUGAACUUGCAAACAGAUCCUUUUUAUUUGAUAGAAAAGGCAAACGAAGGGGUAAAGAAUCUUGAGGAUACUGACAUUGGUAUUAGAAAAAGUCACCGCCAUAGAAGAGCUGUUUUAAUAGACGAGUAUUGGGAAUGGAUCAAUGGAACAGUGCCAUAUGUUUUUGAUACUGUCAAACCUGUCCAAUCGUCAAUGAAGAACAUGACUCUGGAUGUAUUCAAACAUAUUGAAAACUACACAUGCAUCAAAUUUGUGCAAAGAACUACAGAAGAAGAUUAUGUCAAUAUAACAGACGGAAUAGGAUGUUGGUCCUACUUGGGGCGUACGAGGGGAAUGCAAGAGCUCGUAUUACAAAGCCAAUGUGAGAAUUUCGAAGUGAUUACACAUGAAGUUCUGCAUGCACUUGGAUUUCUGCAUGAACAUAAAAGACCAGAUCGGGACAAUUAUGUGACGGUUAAUUACACUAACAUCAGAGAAGGAGCAGCAUCAUCGUUUGAUAUUUACAAUGUGACCGAUUUUAAGGGAAUCUCUACACAGGGUUUAAGUUACGAUAAACAAAGCGUGAUGCAUUAUUCUAGAUUUGCAUUUACAAUUUGGUCUGAAAAUGGAGUAGUGACAUACGCGCAGAAAUAUAUGACAGUGUACUCGAAUGAAGAUUUUGACGAAGUCUUAAGUAGUACGAAUGGAUUGAGUUAUUUAGAUAAAGUGAGAAUAAAUAUGCGAUAUGAAUGCAAUAUCACAAUAACAAAUCCUGUAGAAAUAACAACAACAACAGCAACAACCACCACUGUGUCUACUGCAACAACCAAAACAACUUCCCCAAGUGUUACUACAACUAAAAGUGCCAGUACUUCCGAGAGUUUAGAAAGCUCGGGAGCACCAAUUUCAUCGGCCACGACUGUCACUGCAAUUCAAGCUACUACAACAGCAGAAACAAUAACAACAACAACAACAACAUCGGAUAAUCAAGUCACGACAACGAAUUCAACAUGUGGAAAUCUGACUAGUGUUUGUGAGUGGGGAAAAUCUGAACCAGACUCUUCAAGUUGUAUCUCGACCUCCUUUUAUACAGUUCUGUUUUUAAUUUUCAGUGUCUAUAUAUUUGUGUAAGCACUUUUUAAUAGUAAAUAACACUUGUAUAUAAUAUUUAAAUUUUGUUAUGUAAAGAAUGACAAAAUAAUACUUAAGAAUAAUACACACCAUAAAUAACGUAAAAAAAAUGAUACCUUG